ACUUAGGCUUUCAUACUCCUCUUUUACCUAGCUAUUGUUCUCAUCAUCCAUACUCAUCAUGUCCUAACUCUAUUAGGAUCUUCAUUGUGACAUCGAUACACACAAAAGCAGCCAGUAUGGACCCCGCCGUUGCUCGCGAGCUCUCCCGCCUCGACCCCGCGGUGCCGUUCCGCGCCUCUAGCGGGCAUCUUCAUCAUACUUGGGCUCGGACGUUCUACUCACGGCCACAGCUUUAUAUUCAGCCGCAAUCACUAGCAGAGAUUCAGAAAGUCGUCAACUUGGCUCGCCGUUGUCGUCGUCGGCUGGUUGUUGUUGGUAGCGGCCAUUCGCCUUCCGAUCUCACAUGUUCUUCCGCGUGGAUGGUAAACUUAGAUAAAUUCAAUCGGAUAUUGAACGUUGACCGUGAGACUGGAAUUGUUACGGUUGAGGCCGGGAUACGGUUGAGGGAUCUGGGGAAACAACUGGAGCAAGAAUAUGGGCUGACCCUCUCGAAUCUCGGGAGUAUCGACAGCCAGUCCAUUGCUGGCGUCAUCGCGACUGGCACACAUGGAAGCUCUUUGGCGCAUGGACUGAUUUCAGAAUGCAUUGUUUCUCUGACGUUGAUGUUGGCCAACGGGCAAUUAGUGCGAUGCAGUGCGGACAGCAACCAGGCGCUUUUUCGAGCAGCUCUUGUCUCAUUGGGGGCACUGGGAAUAGUUGUGGAAGUCAGUUUCCGCUCGGAGCCGUCGUUCAAUAUUGCAUGGAAGCAGACAAGGCGCUCGCUUUCGAGUGUGUUGGAUGAGUGGUCUUCUGGCUUGUGGACGUCGCAUGAAUUCGUCCGUGUAUGGUGGAUGCCAUACGGGAAGAGCGUGAUUCACUGGUAUGCCGACAAGACGGACCUUCCGCUGAAGCCACCACCAAGGACAUUCUAUGGAGAGUCCAUUGGCUACCAUGUAUACCAUAAUCUGCUGGCCCUGUCAAAUUACUUUCCUCGGAUUCUGCCAUGGGUGGAAUGGUUCGUUUUCGGUAUGCAGUAUGGGUUCAGAGCUGAGAAGACGGUGACAGAGGCAGUCGAAAAAGGACGUACUGGUCUCUUGAUGAAUUGCCUCUACUCUCAGUUUGUGAAUGAAUGGGCACUGCCGCUGGAAAAGGGUCCGGAGGCAAUCACAAGGUUGUCGGCCUGGCUGCAUGGCGAUACCGAAACAGCCCGCAUCCCUUUUCCCGUUGACGGACUCUGGGUUCAUUGCCCUGUCGAAGUCAGGGUUGCAGAUACUACACUCAACAAGUAUCCUCGUCCUUUCCUCGACCCGAGCAGUGCUGAUGGGCCGACAUUGUAUCUCAAUGCGACACUCUACCGUCCCUACCACAAAGACCCCCCUUGUAAGGAUCGUUAUUAUGAAGCAUUUGAGUGGCUAAUGAGGGAUAUGGGCGCAAAACCGCAUUGGGCCAAAAAUUUUAAGUCAAUGGGCCAAGAGCUGCGGCAGAUGUACGGGGAGAACAUGAAUGAGUGGCUCAAAGUGCGUCAGGAUGUUGAUGCAGACGGCAUGUUCCUUGGUGAAUGGCAUUGUCGUACCCUUGCUUUGUCCGAUGACAGAGCUCCGGGGUCAGGAUCCUCCGUGACAAGCGGCCUUCCAUUGAUGGAGCGCGAGAAGGCUCGUCGGCAGGCGAAAUUUCGCGGUGCCGGUGAUGGUCUUGAGUGGAUUGGAGAUAACCAGUGGCACACAGAUGCAAAAGAGACGAUUGGUGUUUUGUCGACUAUGGAAGAGAAGCACAACUCAAGUUCACCAACAACAGCAACAAGUGAGGAGAGCUUCGAUCUCCUCGCGUCGAGCGAGGCUAGUGUUCUCAUCCCUGAACCGUGAAAGGUACGGUUACAGCUAGCAAACAAUCUAUGCAGU
Aspergillus nidulans FGSC A4 is the source of this 1877-nucleotide messenger RNA. RefSeq names its product D-arabinono-1,4-lactone oxidase. Gene Ontology annotation, molecular function: FAD binding; flavin adenine dinucleotide binding; myosin V binding. Gene Ontology annotation, biological process: dehydro-D-arabinono-1,4-lactone biosynthetic process; cellular response to oxidative stress. NCBI's taxonomy places the organism in Eukaryota, Fungi, Ascomycota, Eurotiomycetes, Eurotiales, Aspergillaceae. The coding region runs from base 117 to 1841 and encodes 574 amino acids. The record is from RefSeq and is a predicted model, not a curated record. Gene Ontology annotation, cellular component: mitochondrial membrane; cytoplasmic side of mitochondrial outer membrane; membrane. The transcript has a single exon.